CUCUCAGGCUUUUCUCCAAUGUUAUCGACUCGUAGCCCGUGCUGUCCAGGCUUUUCUCCAAUGUUAUCGACUCGUAGCCCGUGCUGUCCUACGGUUCCUGCACCUUCUGCACUCGCAACACGGCGGUGACACGAGCGACCGAAUCUCGCUGUUUUGCGUUUCCAACAUCGAACGGGCAUGAGGCCCCACGAGGACAGGCAUGACGUUUUCCUGUGACUUCUCGAGGGACGAGUGAGGAAGGGACGAGUGACUCCGAGCGUAAUGACGCGCGACUCCGCCGUGGAGAGGCCUAAUAAACAUCGUCGCCGUCGACGAUAAGCCUCGCGACGGACAAUGAAUGAUACGUGGUAUCGGCAGCCGACACGACCCAGCAGCAGCGGCGGAGCCCGAACGGUCCCUUGAGGAAGAGUGUUGCGUCUUGUUGCUGUCGGAAGGCCGGAGGAACGUCGAAGGAGGAUGGUAAAUCGCCCUUUAACGAUGGGUCUCUGAGGAAGAUCCCCCACACCCGUCACAUCGACUCCCAUGCACUUCUGGAUCAACAAACCAGCAGGCAGGUACUACGGCUUUAGCAGCCGCCGAUACCCUGCCACACCUGUGCCCAAGACAUAUUUCAAUCGAUGUUUGCACGGUGGCGAGCUCAGGAGUGUGGUGACUCCGGUGCCUCGACUCAUGGGCCUCGGUAAUGCAGUCGGGAACGCGGCCGGACCCAGUAAUGUCAGUUCCUGCCGGAGCGUCGUCCGGCCGAGCACGCGAGCCCGCAACGAGAACAAUCGACACGGUUCGUCGUCGCUCAGGGCCACCCGGCUCGGCCAGCUGAACAACAUCCCCAACAAUGUCACCGACACCAGCAACAAUCAAUUGAUACUGCCGAACGCGACCGCCAGCGGCACUAACAGGAGCCUACUGGGUUUCUCCGAGUUCAGCGACGCGGAAUUGGCCGGCUUCCGGCUGCGUUGCGGCAUAUGGAUCACUUUCGUCGUGGCGUCGACCUUCGUUGCCGCCGCUAAAUUCUACUUCGGUUACAGGGGACCGGGACUGGAAAUACUUGUAUUCUGCGGGCUGCUGCUGCUGCUACUGAUCGCCUGCCUGUACUCGAUCUUCUGCCGCGUUCAGAAUCACGGCCGGCCGGAGCACCGCAUGCAGGAGGACCACAUCGCUGCCCUGACCAGCGCCGGCGACGUGUCAGUCGGCGAGAGCGCGAGGCCGACCGUGCCGACGGCGAUGGUGAGGCCGAACCCGCAGCCGACGGUAAGGCCGAACCCGCCUCCGCCACCUUAUCACAUCGCCAUCCUGAUACCGCCGCCUGGUAUCGCAGACGAGGCACCGCCGCCGUCUUACGACAAGGUCAUGCGAUGAAAUCGAGUCGUCGACGACUUUGCCCGGGCGUUUUCCGCGUCCGCUCGGCGACGUGACCGUCCAGAGGGAUGGUAGAAACUCGGAGAACCGCGACGAGGUCUAACGAUGAAAUCGAGCUGAACCGACGGAUGAAGAAUUGUCGUCGCACGCGACGCAUUCGCAUUUUUCCGCUCGCGCGGAACCGCUGAACCGUGCGAUUAACUCGCUUGCAAAAAGAAAAGGACGGGAAGAUCGAUCCUGGGAGAAGGUCGCGUGACGUGAACUUUCCCAGCACUUUCGACAUUUUCACGUCUGUUCAGGGACGUAGCGACGGCGAUCGCCGUAAAAUAAGAGACGAGGCGAGCCUGCGGAGGGGUAGUAGCUGGGAGAAAAUGAUUCCGCUAAGCUCGCCACCGAUUUCCCACGGGGGCUUUCCCGACUACUGCACCCCUGCGGCAAAGGUACGGUAGAAAAGUGUUGCGCGCGAUCGUGAGACACUUCGGGAUGAUUCGAAAUAGCGCGCGAGAAGCGUUGACGGAUGAACCGCUCGUUCGAGCGUAGAAGAGAGGAAGAAUGAUUCAGAGUCGACGGUUCUCGAAUCCGCGAAUUUCUCUGCGCGGAUCAGGCGCUACAGAGGCGCGCCAUCGAACUCCUUCCGAUCGUUUCUCCCCUUCCGCGAUUCGCGUCUUCACUUCAGACUUAGGAUAACGAAACCGCGCUUCCUUGAACUCUGUCUGAUCCCGAAUCACCCGAGACACUUCCAAUACGAUUAUAAGACUUUACGGAUCGACUACGAUCCGAUACGUGUGAAUAUAUCGCGCUCUCUUGUUAGCGGAAGCUGCAACAAGCGGGCGCGAAUCUCAUAGAAUAGGUAAUUUUCACGUCUGUGAUAAGAACGCAACAUGUAAUAUUGGCAACACAUACACACACAUAAAUAUACGUGCAUACAGUGAGGAUUUGAGAGGAGAGGAUGAGAGAAAUUUGCAUAACAUUAUUUUCUAGCGAGCGUUGAUACAAAUCGGAAGCGGGUGUAUUAACCUAACGAAUUUGCAUUUGAUGCGGAUGAAACUGUGUAUUCUAAUCUUCUACACUGUAAUCAUUAUAUGAGACUGUGUGAUAUAUCUAACCUAGGUUUAGGUCGUAGCGCGUUGCAAACCGCCGAGCCAAUCGUUUGCGCUUCAGUUUAUCUUGCGACUAGCUUUAGACUCUUUAGGAGAGGAGCUCGAGUCGAGGCUAGAAUCCAGGGGGUCGAUUUUCUAUCACAAAACGCAAUGGGAAUUAGAAAAGUGAACUCUCAUUCGAUCGGGUAACUUUCACCAUGACAAAAACGCGAUGUAUCUUGCAAGUGAGAUCACUUGACGAGUAACUUCGUGCCGAACGGCAUCAAACGAUGUCGCCAAGGAUAUCCGUGAUUUUCACAUCGCGUACAGCCAAUCGCGCGUAUUCACUCCAAGACGCACAGAUUCGCGUCAACAGCUGCUCAACUGAAAAUGCCAAAUAAAAGUGCCAGAGAUUUGUAUUCGGCUGUCGUGAUUAUUGGCUCGAGUGGUCCAAUUGUAUCGCCAAAGGGAAUUCAAAAUGGACGAAGACGUUCGGCGCAUUUUUUAGUCAGGCAGCUGACGCGAGUGCGCUUCCGCUCGCGUUCCGACUCCGAUCGACCUCGCUCUCCUAAAUUGCGAUUUCGUGGUCGAGGUGCAUUUCUGAUUUCCCUUACUUCGAAGAUUUCCACGCGGACGCUCGCGUUUCAGCAUCGGUCGUUGAAUCGAAAGGUGUUUCUUCCAGAAGGUCGCUGGAUCCUUACGUCCGUUCGAUAAUACUUUGACUGUCUUUACUGCAGUAGCCAUGUUCUGUUCAACUUUCAACGACAAUGUCGUCUUCGUGAAGUUGUGGUCGGUGCGUAGCUUUUCUACUGUGGUUUUCUUAUUCCGCUAACGCGCUAACAAGUCAAGACGUAUGAGCAUUCGCAGUAUCGCUCGUUUUCUAAACGCGGUGAUAACAAUGCUCUGUUACGGAAAUCGAUAAAAAUCGAUAAUCACGCGUGCGUUAUAGCGAAAUUCCUCUUCAAAAUUACUAAUAAGUGGACUUGUUAGCGUGCAUUAUACCUGCGUAACGACAACGUUAUGAUAACGACACUGUCGUUAAAAAUGACAAAUGCGCGGAGAGAGAGAGAGAGAGAGUGUGUGUGUUUUAUCAAACGCAUACACACACGACAUGCGCGCGCGUAUAUAUACUCAUACACAUACACAUCCAUUCGCAUGAAUGAAAGAAAAGAAGCGCACAAAUUUAAGCGUGCGAUUAGAGUCGACAAAAAUUCGCGAAACGCACGCACGACUCGGUCGUCACUUACGACAAACUGAUAAUAAUACGGAGUGUUCGAUAAUCGGCAUGUUUGACGCACGUAGUGCGUUAGUUUCUUCUCGAAAAAGGAAAAAAAAUACCUAUUCGCUCUUUCCCAAACGAAUGUCCCAUCUGUGGGACCAACAUUUUAUUACGAAUAAAAUGCGAUUUUAGCGUGAGACGAGUAAUAUCUCUAGUACGUUAAAGGUGGAGCGCGAUCAUUCGGAUGCAAAAUCGGCCGGCUAUUUGACUUAACUGUCUGAUGAUUCCGGUCUGAGCCGAGAGAGCAGAGACAAGUUAAAAAGUAAGCGAUUGUGUUCUCUGUUUAUCAAAUGCGCUCAUUAACGAACACUGUAUGUACGGUGCAUAUCGCGUACUUCUCACGAUAUACGAAGCACACGCGCGAAGUUUCACUUAUACUUUACAAACAUGUAAUGACACAGAUGUGUUUAGAAAAAGCUAAGAGAGUUGUCGCGUAAAAUCAUAAUACGAUUUUGUAUUUCUCUUUUUCUCAGUGAGAAUGCGUGAAUGGGGAGAAAGAGAGAGAGAGAGAGAGAGAGAGAGAGAGUUGAAAGAGUGGUGCGUGUACGCAUGUAAAAUGAUCGCUUACAUCAUAACCCUGUAUAUUUAAGGAUAGCUACAUAUAAUACACACUAAUGUGAGAUCUCGUUUGAACGUUCUUUGUAACUGUAAGUAUCGCAACCUUAUCGUGAUGUACAAAAUUCAUCGUACUUUUUAACUGCACUUAAUAGACACAUUUCAAUCGAGAAAAGUGUAAGUGAAACAAGACACAAAUUCUCCAUUCUCCACGUGCAUCCCUCAAUGCAAGAUUAAAAUUAAUGAAAGAUUAAAAAAAAAAAAGAGGAGGACUCACACAUGAAGUUAUAAAUAUAAUUUAUUUAUUCGCAUGAGAAGCGCAACAUUGGAGAAUAUGGAUCUUGUUUCCACGCACUCUUCGAAAUUCUUUCCUCUUUCUUAUUCUACUGCCUCGAUAUAUAUAUAUAUAUAUAUAUCGGUGCUUACCCGGUGGAUACCAAAGUAAAACAAACGCAUAUAUAAUAUAUAUACACACGUUUGUUUUACUUUGGAUUACGGAAAGCGUAAGAAAGUGCAGCUGAAAAGAGUAGAUACGGACCUAGUAAAGUCCGUUUCUUCCUACGUGUCACAGUUUAAGAAAAUCGCAGUCGGUUCGCCGCACGCAAAGUGUUGUCUAAAAAGUGUUCUCACCGACCCCGUUCUUGUUACUUACACUCUCCUGAAAUGAAAUAUGGAUGGACUGAAUGAACAGGAUAGAAACAAGUGUCCCGGCUCGCGCCGAGAAGAGAGAAUAAAGGAGAAUAAAGGAUGAGCAGAGAGCGCAGCUAAUAAGAGCGGGUUCGUGCAGGAAAGACGCAGCACAGUUCAUCCGCGAGAUUGAUGAAGGUAUAAAUAUAAGCGUGUUUAAGUCGUACAUGAAGCAAAUGCGACGACGAGACGAAAGCAAAUAAAAAAGAAAUCUCUCCUCGUGAGGUGGCUUCGCGCGUACGUUGCGAGAAAGGUGAGUUCUCUAGUUCUAAUUAACGAUAAUCGGUAUUGCAAUAUCGCCGGUCUUGAAGAAAGCCAGCGAGAACUUCUCCAGAACAGACGAUAUGAGCGACGAUACAAUCGAGACGCGAAAUUGCAAGUAAAACUUAAGAUGUGAAUUUUUGUUCACAGAGAUCAAGUUUUUCGGUUUUUAGCAUUAAGUAAUAUCAAUAAGUCAUAAAUUAAUAAAGAUUAAUAAAUAAGUCGUAAGUUGCAAUAAACGGUUUGUGAAUUUUUCUCCAAGACCGACGACGUGUCUUCUCCAUCAAAUGACAGUGUAUAUAUAUUACUAUGAUACAAACGAAAUUACAGUCUCUUCGAAGUAUAAUAAUAAUGAUAAUAAAUCAAAUGAUACUGAUUGCGAGCCACAUAUUUACGAUCUUGUACGGAGUGCACGUAUGUAACACAGAGAUGAAAGUAUUUCGGAGGCUGCCGUGUCAAAAAUACAUAAUUAUCAAAGAA
Messenger RNA from Dinoponera quadriceps, 5697 nucleotides. RefSeq lists its product as uncharacterized. Bases 523 to 1356 code for a protein of 277 amino acids. Lineage: Eukaryota; Metazoa; Arthropoda; Insecta; Hymenoptera; Formicidae. The record is from RefSeq and is a predicted model, not a curated record. The transcript has 5 exons.